Messenger RNA from Cyphellophora attinorum, 1746 nucleotides. Its product is annotated as Vacuolar protein sorting-associated protein vps5. Gene Ontology annotation, biological process: retrograde transport, endosome to Golgi; protein retention in Golgi apparatus. Gene Ontology annotation, cellular component: endosome. Gene Ontology annotation, molecular function: phosphatidylinositol binding. Bases 1 to 1746 code for a protein of 581 amino acids. The transcript is spliced from 5 exons. The record is from RefSeq and is a predicted model, not a curated record. NCBI's taxonomy places the organism in Eukaryota, Fungi, Ascomycota, Eurotiomycetes, Chaetothyriales, Cyphellophoraceae.
AUGGACGACUCUCCGUGGGGCGAUGUGCCGUCGCAAUCGGCCGCAGAUAGCGUCUCCAGUCCUGGCAAAGAGAAUGAUCCUACAGUAGCAUCACCGCCGACCAAAUCCUCAUCAACAACUACGAGCUCUGCCGCCCGGCCGUCCCGCAAAGGUCCCCCACGAAAGAUCGGUGCUCAACCCACUAAGCUAGAAAGCGUCGGCGAUGACUUCGAUCCUUUGGGACCGCUGAGUGGCGGCAGUGAACCCAUCACCUCACCUAUACCCGUCGAUCAAGCUCCGACACCUCCGCGGAAAGAGACGAAUCGCCCCGCUAGACCUCAGGGCUCAGAAGCAAUCGAAGGCGACGCACUCAACCUGCCGGUUGGCCGCCAAAGGCCAAUUCCACAAGUCGCAGCACAGCAGCCAGCGGCCCAGACAAGACAGACACAGCCCAGCAUAAGCGUUGAACAGGCAGCGAAGCCUACCUUCGAUAUCCUCGUUGGCGACCCUCACAAAGUCGGCGAUCUGACCAGCAGCCACAUUGUAUAUUCCGUCUCCACCAAGACCUCCUCAAAAGCCUACAAACAGCCCUCCUUUACCGUCUCUCGUCGAUACCGCGACUUCCUAUGGCUCUACAACUCGCUGCACAACAACAAUCCAGGCGUCGUCGUUCCACCUCCACCCGAAAAGCAGGCCGUUGGCCGCUUCGACACCGAAUUCGUCGAAUCGCGCCGCCAGGCUCUCGAGCGCAUGCUCAAUAAGAUCGCGAAUCACCCUAUCCUGCACCAUGACGCGGACCUGAAGAUCUUCCUUGAGUCCGAGGCAUUCAACGUGGACGUAAAGAAUCGGGAAGCCCGCGAACCAGACCUAGGCCAAUCAAAGGGCAUGCUUUCAUCGAUUGGCAUCAACGUCGGCUCCUCCUCCGGCAAGUUCAAUCAACUCAAGGGGCUCAUGAAAGCCCUCGACACCGUCGUUGUACAGCGCAAAGGCCUGUCAGAAGCAGCAGGCGACUUCGCCGUUAGUCUCGGUAACCUCGCGCAAGUAGAGCUGAGUCCAGACUUCUCCGGACCGCUACAAGGCUUGUCCGACGUGCAGGUCCGCAUUCAGCAGCUGUACGAGCGACAAGCACAACAAGACGUCCUCACCCUCGGCAUCACUAUUGACGAAUACAUCCGUCUUGUCGGCUCAGUCAAGACCGCAUUCCAGCAGCGCCAGAAAGCGUUCCAUAGUUGGCAUGCAGCGGAGUCAGAACUGCAGAAGCGACGGAACGCACAUGACAAGUUGCUACGGCAGGGCAAGUCCCAGCAGGAUAAGCUGAACGAGGUCGGCGCGGGCGUGAGCGACGCAGAGAAGAAGGCGCAUCAGGCGCGACUCCUGUUCGAGGACAUGGGCCGGCUGAUGAGGGGAGAGCUGGAGAGAUUCGAAAGGGAGAAAGUCGAGGACUUCAAGUCAGGAGUUGAGACGUUCUUAGAGGGGGCGGUGGAGGCGCAGAAGGAGCUGAUCGAGCUAUGGGAAACAUUCCUGUACAUGCUCGACGACACCGACGAGGCUGCCGCAAAUAACAGCCUUCCAACCAACAACACGAACACAGACCCGGUCGCGAACAACGCGGCAGCUGCAGACAGUACGCAAGCGAAUAUAACACCUGAUCAGCUGGACGGAUCGAUACCCAAGGAUGCAGGCCGGGACCAAUCGGUAGCUUCUGCGCCAAUCGCCCAGGCUGAGCCUGCGACAGCCACGGACGUUGCUUUAGAGCAGGACGCUUGA